This is a messenger RNA of Mucor mucedo, 306 nucleotides long. RefSeq lists its product as uncharacterized. The record is from RefSeq and is a predicted model, not a curated record. The transcript is spliced from 2 exons. Lineage: Eukaryota; Fungi; Mucoromycota; Mucoromycetes; Mucorales; Mucoraceae. The coding region runs from base 1 to 306 and encodes 101 amino acids.
AUGAGCUGGUAUUACUUAUGCUAUAUAACAGACUUUAAGGACAAGGAUACAAAGACAAUGGAUGUUAAAUGUGUUUCACAAGUAGAAGGUAUAGCGGAGAUAAACUAUUUGGAGCAGAGACGUUGGACAGGAUACAAUAGGCAUGUUCAACAUUUACAUGAUAGUUUUCAAACCGCAACCAUCGGAGUUCAUGACCACAAGACCAUUUUACGUCUCGGCUAUUGUAUUAAGAAUAGACACAUGAACAAAUAUGCAGACACUAUAAAGCAGAACCAUAAGCGACAUUUCAAGAAUUGUUUGAAAUAA